AUGGUCAAAGCCGGUUUCAUCUCGUCUCUCUUGUCCCUGGCAGCCGUCACCAGCGCCUGGGAUGCUCCCAACUAUGGCGGCUUUUACCGAAUAUGGCAGGACAACUUUGGUGGCAACGCCGGCCAGCUCCCCAACGAGGGCAACUGGAACAUCAUCUCCGGCAACCUCGGCGUCAACAACGAGCUCCAAGUCUACCAGCGUGACAGCCGCAAUAUCCAAGUCAGCGGCGGCAACACCCUGCAAGUCGUCCCCUUUCGAAACGGCAACGGCUGGACCUCUGGCCGCAUCGAGUCCAAGUACACCUUUACGCCCAAGGGCGGCCAAGUCACCCGCGUCGAGGCCGCCAUCCGCUUCGGCAGCAACAGCAUCAACAAUAAACAGGGCAUCUGGCCCGCCUGGUGGAUGCUCGGGGACUCGAUCCGCCACGGCGUCCAGUGGCCCGGCUGCGGCGAGCUCGACAUCCUCGAGACGGUCAACGGGCAGCUCGUCGGCCACGGCACCAUGCACUGUGACACGUUUCCCGGCGGCAUCUGCAACGAGGGCAACGGCAUCGGCGCCUCCGUCGGGUUUCCCAACCAAGACUGGCACACCUGGCGCCUCGAGAUUGACCUCCGCAACGGAAACUGGGUCGACCAGAGCAUCGUCUGGUAUCUGGACGGCCGCGAGUUUCACCGCAUCACGGGCAGCCGCAUCAACAACUACAACGUCUGGCACUCUGUGGCGCAGAGCCCUCUGUACUUUAUCCUCAACGUCGCUGUUGGUGGCAACUGGCCCGGCUAUCCCAACGGAAACACUCAAGAUGGAUACGGUAGCAUGAUGGAAGUCGGAUAUACUGCACAUUAUGUCAGCCAGUAG
Molecule: messenger RNA, 855 nt
Organism: Beauveria bassiana ARSEF 2860
Lineage: Eukaryota; Fungi; Ascomycota; Sordariomycetes; Hypocreales; Cordycipitaceae
Product: secreted glucosidase
Exons: 2
Coding region: 1-855 (284 amino acids)
Biological process (GO): carbohydrate metabolic process
Molecular function (GO): hydrolase activity, hydrolyzing O-glycosyl compounds
Source: RefSeq, a predicted model, not a curated record